Corticium candelabrum is the source of this 602-nucleotide messenger RNA. Its product is annotated as fucolectin-5-like. The record is from RefSeq and is a predicted model, not a curated record. Bases 1 to 510 code for a protein of 169 amino acids. The transcript has 2 exons. Lineage: Eukaryota; Metazoa; Porifera; Homoscleromorpha; Homosclerophorida; Plakinidae.
AUGAGUGGUCAGACGUGUACAGGACCACCGACUGAGAUCUGCGUAGUCACAUCUUGUAUGGUAACCAAUCUAGCUCCAUCUCUUGGAGCAACAGUGACCAUGAGUCCAGAGUAUAAUUCUCGCUUUGUUGCUGCAAAGGCUAUAGAUGACAAUCCAAAAGAUGUUACUGGACAGAUGCUUGUUGGUACUGAUUGUGCUGGUACAAAAGAAACCUUGAAUCCUUGGCUGCGAGUUGACUUGCAAAAGGAGUAUCUUGUGUCACGUGUUAGAGCUAUUCUUUAUGCUGAUAGAGGUGAAAAUGUGUAUGUUCAUGUUGGUAACAGCUUAACAAACAAUGGGAAUGACAACCACGAGUGUGGAAAGGCUCCAUAUGACAUCUCUACUGACAGGCAUGCAAUAUGGCGAGAUGUUAGCUGCAGUCCACCAGUUUGGGGAAGAUACAUUAAUUUACAGAGAAUAGUGAAAAAGGACAUUCUUCAUGUAUGUGAGGUGGCUUUCAACUAUGGUUAGAUGAUGUUGUGGUGUAGGUAGGUGUUGAAUGAAGAGUAAAAUGUCUUGUUGUAGAGUUGGAGAUUGCUAUUCUAGACGAUAAUAUGAAUAUU